Hermetia illucens (black soldier fly) is the source of this 1114-nucleotide messenger RNA. RefSeq lists its product as uncharacterized. Bases 138 to 956 code for a protein of 272 amino acids. Lineage: Eukaryota; Metazoa; Arthropoda; Insecta; Diptera; Stratiomyidae. The record is from RefSeq and is a predicted model, not a curated record. Gene Ontology annotation, biological process: oogenesis; negative regulation of translation. The transcript has 4 exons. Gene Ontology annotation, cellular component: perinuclear region of cytoplasm. Gene Ontology annotation, molecular function: mRNA binding; zinc ion binding.
UUUGCUUUUCAUUGAAGGAACAUGUAGUGCUUUUGAAAUUUAGUUCUUGGAAACGUAGAUGAGUAGUUGACAUCGAAAGUCGUUGAAUUUCAAAGUAGAUGUGACGAAUUUAUAGUAUUUAUACAAUCAGUAAUUGAAUGAAAAAAAUUAUUUACCCGAAACACUUCAGGAGUGAGCACUCCCAGCAAGAUACAACUUGCGACGACGAUGCAACCCAACUAGUCCUCGAUAUUGUUCAGAAAGUCCUAGAGCCGGUGGUCAAGGAUUCACCACACAGAACAAUGCACACACCACGGCAGAACUGCUAUAUGAAUGCCAAUGUCAAUUACUUGAAUAUUGCAUCGGUCAACAUAAACUACAAGCGAUGGUCAAAUAACGAUUGCUCUGGACCACAACCUAUCAAUAGCGCUAACUACGGGCCAGCUCCUGAUGCUGGCUUGUUCACACAUGAAGAAAUUGUCUUCCGAACAACAAAAUAUAACAGACAUCCUCCAAUGAACUUUUGGGAUCAAUACAGUGACCAUUCGCAUGAAGAGCCAUACCCUCUUAAUGAUAACAGUAGCAACAACAGAGCUGCCUAUGUUACUAAUCCCCAAUUUCCAAAUCCACAAUAUUUGAAUAAUCGACCUUUUGUAAAGAACUCCUGGCGAGAUAAUCUGACAAACAAUCCGGCAUACAUUCCGGUUAAUAAUCCACAGCAGAGAACAGAAAACAGCUAUUUCCAAUAUAGAAAGAAUUGCAGAAAAUAUUGUUCUUUCUGCAGGAAAAAUGGGGAAUCACAUGAGUUUUACACAUCACAUUCACUUUAUGAAAACGGGAAACCUUCGUGUCCUGUGCUAAAGCAGUGUAUUUGCAAUAUUUGUGGUCAAAGUGGGCAUACGAUGAGUCAUUGCAGUCUUAACGCUUCCAAGAAUAGCAUCUUGAAAAUGAUACACAGAUUCAAUGCAAUGAAAUGAAUCCGCAUCCAUUAUGUUCUUGUACUCGCAGCUGAAGUAAAUCGCCCGAACAAAUGAUCCUUUGUAUAUUUUAUAAAUAUGUAUAAUUUUAUAUUUUCCAUAAUUUUUAUAUAUUUUCAACGAUUUGAAUUGUUAGAUGGCACUGGUGAUUAUUGAGU